Cokeromyces recurvatus is the source of this 1593-nucleotide messenger RNA. RefSeq lists its product as uncharacterized. The transcript has 7 exons. The coding region runs from base 131 to 1393 and encodes 420 amino acids. The record is from RefSeq and is a predicted model, not a curated record. NCBI's taxonomy places the organism in Eukaryota, Fungi, Mucoromycota, Mucoromycetes, Mucorales, Mucoraceae.
GCUACUUAUUACGCCAGCAACAACAGUCACCGAUAAGAAAAUAAAACAAAAGUUUAUUGUAUAUAGAUCAAGUUGGAUGAUGUUCCCUUUUUAUUAUUAUUAUUAAUUUCAUUCCUUAUAAAUUACCGAGAUGACAGAUAUAGCAAGUGAUAGUUCUGAUGGUAUUUCCUUUGAUGAAAGAACUACUAAUGAUACAUUUCAAGAACGUUUACGUCAAGCACAACUUAGCACAGAUGAUAAUUUGCCUAAUGAAGACUUUACAACCGAUUUAUUCUUUGAUUCUGAUGACGCAGAAGCAUUGAGGAGACAGGUAAAGCGUCUCGAAUUACAAGUUAUGAUUGCUGAAAAUCGAGUUAAAGACAUGGAAACUAAGCUUGCAGCUUGUAAACAAAGACGACAAAACGAAUCUGGGCUCACUAACAUGACUCCAGAAGAAAGAGCAGCAUAUGCUGAAGAAGAAGAGAAAAGGAUAAAUAAAGCUAAAGAAAAAAGAGAAAGAGCAAGACGACGUAAAGAAGCAAAAGUAUUAAAAAAAGAUGCGAGUACUGAUGAGGAAUCAGAAAAUGAGGAACAAGAUACAUCAGAAGAGUCAGAAAUCGAGAAAGAUAAUACACCUGAUUGGGAUGUUGUAUUUGAAUAUCUAUUAUUAUUAGAGAGCACAUUAGAUGAAGAAGCUACAAAUACCCUUUCAGGAUCAGAUUUUUUACCUCCAAAUUUAGGGUUACGUGAAAAAGCACUUAAUCAUGAAGAGGUAAAAAGGCAAGUCGCUUAUUCUUCUAUAGAAAUUUCAAAAGCAAAAAAUGUUUUAGAAAGCAAUUUAACCGAGAAAGAUGGGAAUAUUCGACAUUGUGAGCUAUCUGGAACUUCGUAUGACCAAACAUUUAAUAUUAUAUUUGAUGUAAUGGAACCUCAGAUGAUUGUGAACAACUUGGAGUUUGAGGUGGAUAUUGAUAUGCAAAUUGCAAUAGGCAAUAUACUAGAACAAAUCAAAGAAGACUGUAAUAUUAUGGCAUUCUUUCGUCUUUUAGUUCAUUAUGCAACUUUAGAUAAGCAACGAAAAAGUGUAUUUGAUCAACUUAUUCAAAAAUAUAAGGAUACUUCAGUAAAUAUAGAAAUGUUAUCUAGGGAUAAACUCAAAUUUGAAAGUACAACGGGAAAUGAUAUUUAUUUGACAUUUUUAUGGAAAAUGAUACCAGACGCAUUAGAAAAGGAGACAUUAGAUGCAAAUAUUGAAAACCAUAUUCAACCUAUGUUACGACUAGAUGCAAAAAUGCGCAAUAAAAAAGACGAAUCAGGUUUACUAAAGAAAGUUAAUGAUGGCUUUAUGUUCUUGGUUGAGCAACAAGGAGUUUAUCGAGCUGUUGAAUCCAUUGUAAAUAAAAUGUUUUUUUAAUCUUAAGCUUUGUGGCAGCUAUUAAGUAAUUUGCAUACAAUUACAUAAUGUACACAAUAAAAUUUUAAGCAAAUUAAAUUUAUUUUUGCUCAUUUGGAGAUGAGAAAAGCUUUAGCUACAGCUGAAGAACUUAGGUUGGGCCACUUGAAAAAUAUUUGGGACGUGGGUCACUUAGUUUAAAAUGGGACACUUGAUUAAAG